CGUCAAUCGCCAGCCGGCGGUCAGCCGCAGGCAUUCGAGCUCUCCAUCUUUGGUACAGCUUCCUGGCCGACCUCAUUCGUCCGGCAGCCAGACAAGCCGCCGACGCCAUCCUCAAAACAACAACUGCGCCUGCGGCCCUAUCGCGACAGGCCCCUCGGCUCCAUCCCACGGAGCAUUGCUCGCAACCGUCACCAUUCCGCUCUUCGUGUCGCAAACUGGCCCGUCCGCAAACCCGCGCUUCCCCGAGCCCUCCCCGCCUUUACUCCGAAUCCACCGCGGUCUUGAGCCUGGCAAGAUGUCCACCCAGGCCGACUCGAAGAACAGGGAGUUUCUCGCUGUCAUCGGCGAUGAGGACUCUGUUACCGGCCUCCUUCUUGCCGGCAUCGGCCAUGUAACUCCCGCGCCCGAUUCCCAGAAGAACUUCCUGGUAGUGGACAGCAAAACCGAGAAUUCGGCGAUAGAAGCCGCGUUCCAGCGCUUCACGACCGAUCGCAAGGACAUCGGAAUCGUCCUGAUAAACCAGCACAUUGCGGACAGGAUACGGCACAUAGUCGACACGUACACGGCCGCCUUCCCCGCCGUGCUGGAAAUCCCCAGCAAAGACCAUCCUUACGACCCGGAAAAGGACAGCGUCUUGAGGAGGGUGCGCCGCCUCUUUGGCGAGUAAGGAAAGGCGUCGGGUGACAGCUGCUGGAACAUGCAAUGUUUGACAGCUGAGCAUCUGGAGUACUUGGCUCGAAUCUGACGUGUGAUUACAUUGCAACCUAGCACAUCUCCGCAAAGGGUAUAUUGAUCGAAUUGGAAAAUGCUGUAUGCUAAACAUAACCAUAUACAUGACCAUACGCCUGUAUGCGGCUGGGCGCAAGUCGCAUGGGUCUACCGGGGCAAAGAAUGACGUUGUCAGGAACAACGAAGAAAGAGAAGAAAACAAUCAAAACAACAGUAUCCUCAAGUUUCCAUGACAUAGAUGCGACAAGCUAUGCGGAGCCGGUGCGAGAGCCCUCCGCAACCGCCCCAAGACUA
Gaeumannomyces tritici R3-111a-1 is the source of this 1023-nucleotide messenger RNA. Its product is annotated as V-type proton ATPase subunit F. The transcript has 4 exons. NCBI's taxonomy places the organism in Eukaryota, Fungi, Ascomycota, Sordariomycetes, Magnaporthales, Magnaporthaceae. The coding region runs from base 296 to 667 and encodes 123 amino acids. Gene Ontology annotation, biological process: proton transmembrane transport. Gene Ontology annotation, molecular function: proton-transporting ATPase activity, rotational mechanism. The record is from RefSeq and is a predicted model, not a curated record. Gene Ontology annotation, cellular component: proton-transporting V-type ATPase, V1 domain; fungal-type vacuole membrane.